GUCGCCAGCCGUGCCGACGCAGCCCCGGCCGCCAGCCCCGUGGCCAGGGAGGCCGCCACCCGGCCCGGGCGGACUGGCUUGCGCCAUGGAAGAAGCGCGGCGGAGGCGUUAAGGGCGCUUGCCUGGGCGCGAAGGCAAAGCGGACCAAAGGCGAGAAGCCGGAGCGGGGGAGAGAUGAGCGGCGGCGGUAGUGGCGGCGCUCCUUCGGGGCCGGGCUCCGGCUCAGCGCCCUGCCGCUUCGCCCACUACUUUGUGCUGUGCGGGAUCGACGCCGACAGCGGCUUGGAGCCGGAUGAAUUAGCUGUCUUAUACCAGUGGCUAGAAGCCGACCGCCAUGGCAGGAAUUCAGAUACUACAAAAAGAACAUCAGGAGAAAAUUUUGACCAGAGUCCCUUGAGAAGAACUUUCAAGUCGAAAGUCUUGGCUCACUAUCCCCAAAACAUAGAAUGGAACCCCUUUGAUCAAGAUGCCGUCAACAUGCUAUGUAUGCCCAAAGGGCUGUCCUUCAGGACUCAGUCAGACCUCAGAGAUCCCCAGUUCCAUUCGUUCAUCAUUACUCGGGAAGAUGGGUCCCGCACUUACGGAUUUGUACUCACGUUUUUUGAGGAGGUCACGAGCAAGCAGAUCUGCGCAGCCAUGCAAACGCUUUAUCAGAUGCACAACGCGGAGCAAUGCAACAGCGUCUGUGCCUCGUCGUCAUGCAGCAUGGACUCUCUGGCCAGCAGCCUGGAUGAAGGAGACUCCACGUCCCUGGCCAAAAUGCAGCGCUGCAACUCGUACGACAUCAACAGGGACACACUGUAUGUUUCCAAGUGUAUAUGUGUCAUUGCUCCCCUGCCUUUCAUGCAAGCCUGCAAGAAAUUCCUCAUCCAGCUUUACAAAGCAGUCACUUGUCAGCAACCCCCACCUUUGCCUCUGGAAAGCUACAUACAUAACAUUCUUUAUGAAGUACCCCUUCCGCCCCCAGGAAGGUCCCUCAAAUUCUAUGGGGUUUAUGAGCCUAUUGUCUGCCAGAGACCAGGCCCCAAUGAACUCCCCCUCUAUGACUAUGCUCUCCGGGAAGCCUUUGAGCUGCUGGGCUUGGAGAAUCUUAUUCAGGUGUUUACAUGCGUCCUCCUAGAAAUGCAGAUUCUUCUUUAUUCUCAAGACUAUCAGCGUCUGAUGACCGUUGCCGAAGGGAUCACCACUCUGCUAUUCCCAUUCCAGUGGCAACACGUGUAUGUCCCCAUCCUCCCAGCCUCACUCUUACAUUUCCUGGAUGCUCCCGUACCUUACUUGAUGGGCCUCCAAUCCAAAGAGGGAACAGAUCGUUCUAAGCUGGAACUUCCUCAAGAGGCCAACCUGUGUUUUGUGGAUAUUGAUAAUCACUUCAUUGAGCUACCAGAAGAGCUUCCUCAGUUCCCCAAUAAGCCGAAUUUCAUCCAAGAAAUCUCAGAGGUUCUCCUUCAGUUUGGGGUUCCCCUCGAAGGUCGUCAUCAUUGUAGUGAGAGUGCGGCCAAGUUAAAAAACCUUGUCCUUAACGACUUGGCCAAUGACAAAAAGAACGGAAACGUGCCCAGCAACACCAUCAACGUCUAUGAGCUGCUCAAAGGCAACGAGACAAUCGCCCGCCUCCACGCUUUGGCAAAGAGGACAGGAGUGGCAGUAGACAAAAUGGCUAUUACUGCUUCUUUGGCAGAAAAAGAAACGGAUGUUAAACGCCACUGUGAUGAACAAGAACUGAAGGACUACAAGCUGAAUGUCCAACUCCGGGAGGUCUUCGCCAACCGCUUCAUGCAGAUGUUUUCUGAUUAUGAGGCCUUUGUCAUUCAAGCGGCACAGGACAGGGAAUCCUGGCUGACCAACAGGGAACAGAUGCAGAAUUUUGACAAAGCUUCAUUUCUCUCAGAUCAACCAGAGCCUUACCUUCCUUUCCUCUCCCACUUCAUUGAAACCCAAAUGUUUGCAACAUUCAUUGACAAUAAAAUUAUGUCCCAAUGGGAAGAAAAAGACCCAUUUCUGCGAGUGUUUGACUCUCGAAUUGAAAAAAUGAGACACUAUGUCAGGAUUCCCUCAUUAAGAACAUCGACAUACCAGAAAUGCACCACAUUAAAAGAAGCAGCUCAGGCAAUUGAACAACGACUGAUAAAGAUGGAUCACGCUGCAAUUCAUCCACAUUUGCUUGAUAUGAAGAUAGGUCAAGGCAAAUACGAGCAAGGUUUCUUCCCCAAACUUCAAUCAGAUGUGUUGACAGCUGGGCCUAUCAAUAACAAUCGGUGGGUGAGUCGCAGUACUACUGCCCAACGAAGGAAAGACCGUAUUCGACAACAUUCGGAACACAUUGCCUUGGACAAUGAGUUAAGGGAGAAAUACAUGCAAGAAGCAAGGACCUUGGGGAAAAAUCACAGGCAACCCAAACUCUCUGAUCUUUCUCCUGCUGUAAUUGCUCAGACAAAUUCAAAAUUUGUAGAAGGUUUGCUCAAAGAAUGUCGAAUGAAGACCAAACGUAUGCUAGUAGAGAAGAUGGGCCACGAAGCAGUGGAACUUGGCCACGGAGAGGCCAACAUCACAGGGCUAGAAGAGAAUACACUGAUUGCUAGUCUUUGUGAUUUGCUGGAAAGAAUUUGGAGCCAUGGAUUACUGAUCAAACAGGGGAAAUCUGCAUUGUGGUCCCAUUUAAUUCAGUACCAGGAAAGAGAAGAGAAGCAGGAGCAGCUUGCAGAAUCUCCAGUUGCUGUUGGACCAGAAAGAAGGAAAUCUGACAUGGGUCUUAUGUUACCUACUUUAAGAGUUUCACUUAUCAGUGAUAUGAGGCACAUUCAGAACAUGAGUGAAAUAAAAACUGAUGUGGGUCGGGCUCGGGCAUGGAUAAGACUGUCUCUUGAAAAGAAGCUCUUAUCCCAACAUCUCAAACAGCUCCUCUCUAAUCAAGCUCUGGCAAAGAAACUGUACAAGCGGUAUGCCUUCCUGCGUUGUGAAGAAGAACGGGAACAAUUUCUCUAUCACCUUCUUUCUCUCAAUGCUGUGAAUUACUUCUGCUUUACAAGUGUCUUCACUACCAUCAUGAUUCCAUAUAGAACUGUGAUUAUCCCCAUUAAAAAGCUAAGCAACGUAAUCACCACAUCAAACCCUUGGAUUUGUGUUUCUGGAGAACUGGGUGAUACUGGCAUUAUGCAGAUUCCAAAGAACUUGUUAGAAAUGACCUUUGAGUGUCAAAACCUGGGAAAGCUAACCACAGUUCAGAUAGGACAUGACAAUUCUGGACUGUUAGCCAAGUGGCUCGUGGAUUGUGUCAUGGUCAGGAAUGAAAUCACUGGGCACACCUACAAGUUCCCUUGUGGAAGAUGGUUGGGAAAAGGUGUUGACGAUGGAAGCUUGGAACGGAUACUCAUUGGAGAGUUAUUACCAUCAUCAUCCGAAGAAGAUUUGGGGAAACAGUGCCGGACUCCACCUCAACAAAAAUCCCCAACUAUGGCCCGAAAAUUGAGCAUCACUUCCCUCACCGGGAAGAAUAUAAAACCUAAUGCAGGUCAGAUCCAAGAAGGCAUAGGGGAAGCUGUGAACAAUAUUGUGAAACAUUUCCAUAAGCCUGAAAAAGAGCGGGGAAGCCUUACCGUUCUUCUGUGUGGGGAAAAUGGCCUGGUGAUGGCAUUGGAGCAGGUUUUCCACCAUGGUUUCAAGUCCGCACGUAUCUUCCACAAGAACGUCUUCAUUUGGGACUUCAUAGAAAAAGCUGUUGCCUAUUUCGAGAUGACUGACCAGAUUGAAGACAAUGAAGACAAUGUCCUUCUUCAAAAAUCCUCUCGCAAAACCUUUUGCCACUACGUCAGUGCCAUCAAUACUGCUCCGCGGAACAUAGGGAAGGAUGGCAAAUUCCAAAUUCUUGUUUGCUUUGGAACGCGGGACCAUUUGCUUGCCCAGUGGAUUCCGUUACUGGCGGAAUGUCCUCUGCUUAGUCGGAUGUAUGAAGAAAACGCUCUUCUGCGCGAUCGCAUGAUGGUCAACUCCCUUAUCCGAGUCUUACAGGCACUGCAGGACUUCAACAUUGUCUUGGAAGGGUCACUCAUCAAAGGGGUGGAUGUGUAACCUUGCAGAACAAUUUUUGUCUCUCCCUCUCACACUUUCUCUCCUUUCCUUGGCAAACGAAACAUACCGCAUGGGCAGAAAUCUGUAAAAAUGCAAUUGUGUUGGUGAUCCUAUCCCGCUCUGUGUGUAGAUCGGCUUGUUGGUAAAUGGGAAGUGGCUGUGACAAGACUUGCACAUGCCUCGUAUUUUUACUCUGCCCCAACGCUGCAAAGGAGCUCAGCUAUAGUAUCAUAGUUUUCAAAUGAGAGGUUUUGUACAAAAGAGUAUUUUCAUGUGUUGACUGUGUGUAAAUAGGCUGUCUUCCUUUAGAAAUGCUAAUUUUUUUUUCUUAGAAUCAGUGUUCUAGAGCCAGGGGUGAGGGGAAUGUAGCUUAAAAUAACUUUGUAGGGGAAGGGAGGAAGUAUUACUUGCGCAUAAGGGGGGGGGAACCACUUCAUGUUGUAAAUAUUGUACAAAUGUAGUGGGGGGUAAGGAGGUUGUGUUGCAAAGGUAGCCACUGCUGAACCUCUUGCGUGAGUCUAUGUUGUUUGCCGCUUCCUUGUAUAUGUUGAUCUCUUGUUAUGCCAUUUACUGUAGAUUCAAACUUUUUUUUUGUCUGUGCACUGAAUCAUCUCCAGGACAUAGAGAUUCUUCAUCUUCCUGAUGGAUCUUGUCCGUCAGCUCAAGGAAUCGGGUUUUUUUUUAACCCUGAGCAAUCCUUGUACCACGAACAGGAAGAUGUUUUAGAAAUUUUGCCACUGGAGAUGAUAACAAUGGAAGAAAAACAGUAUUAUAAUUGUGAUUGUUAAUUAUAUUUUCAAUUUCCUCCCUUUGCUCAUUUUAGGCUCACAAUGCUUCUUCCAUAUUACUUUCCUAAAAGAGUAGAAAGAAAACUUGGAAGAAAUGUGAUGCUUUGCCAUCAGCAAUUUAGGUAGAGUUCCUUCAAAUAAUUUUGGAUAAAGACUGCAAUAAGCCAUGCUUCAUUCUAAACCCCGUUUGUUGUAUUGAGUUUGAAUUAGCCUUGCAGAAGUGCAAAACAGGCUUAUUUUACCUGGUUUGUUUAUUUUGCUGUUCUUGCACUGUGCCGAUUGAUUUGGAUAAAAACAAACCAGGAAUAAGCCAGGAAAAAAACCAUACCAUGCAGGCUUAUUAACAUUCCAAACCACAGUAAGAGUAAUAAAAAUACCCUAAAUUAACUACCAUUUAGCCCCCAACUCACUGGCAUGUAAUGACAACCCAAAACCAAAUCAUAAUGCAUUUAAGCAACGUAUGCAGCUCAGCUCAUAAACCUGUGUCUAUUCCCUCUCCUCUCCUGUAUCUCGAAAAGUUCGCACAUUGCUUAUUAUAUUGGACGACUUUCCCAUUUGAUGGUGUGCUCAUAUUUCUGCUCAGAUUCCUCGCAUGAACAAGAACCUUGCUGCAAAAAUUGUAGAUAAGACCCCACCCACAUCUGGUUUUUAUAUAGAAAUGGCUUUCUAAGCAGAACAGACUUAAUGUUGAAAGCCGGUAAGUUACAUUACUGUACCUGUGUGGUUUGGGAACUAGUUCUCCAUUGCUCCUUAACACACCAUUCAAAGAUAAGGAACAUAUAGUCACUGGGGAAGACGCAAUGGUAGCACAGAAAAUGGACUGAAAUGUAAUUUCUCCCAUGUAAUCCUAGCAUUCACAGGUUACCCCGGGAGACAUAUACAAGUGGAUAAAAUUCAUCGCAAGGGGGAUUUCACAAGCGGAAUGUGAAACUGGCUUUUGAAGGCCAGCAACUUCAAAUCCAACCGGGAGGUGUAAAAAAUAUCUCCACAUAGCUUCCGCAGGAAGAAAGCAAGAGUCCAAUUAUUCCUUACUAUGAACUUUAUCCCAGUGAUUGGAAACAAGAUCUUGAAAUACCACAAGGAACCCCAGGUAGAGUAAUAUUGAUGCCGAGCAGGUGUGUCUAUGACAUGGCAUAUUUGUCCAAUGAGCUAAGAUGCAAUCCUAAUUAAAGCUGAUGAGAAGGGUAUUAUGUCAUUUUUCCUUAUUUGAUACGUGUGUACUUUUCACAAUUAAGCUUUUGAAAAUUCAGCUCUUGGCUUCAACCUUCCCAUAAGCAGAGAAUAAUUGUAAUUUCGUAUCCAGUCCCUCACCUUACCUCGAAGAGACAGACUUCGGACUGUGAUUCUAUUUAAUCUCCAUUUCAGCUUUUUGUUUAAUGGCCUUUUGUUUAAUGCCUCAAAAAUGGGGAUCUAGACCCAGAUACAGAAAAGGAUCCAGAUGGAGAAAAGGAAUAGAGGCUGUCAAAAAUACAGAUGACAUGUUUUGUUUUUCUGGAUGCCAAGGUUUGUUUUCAAUAGUAUGGCAUUAAAAAAAAAAAAGGCUAAUGCUACUUGGGUGACUCCAUUCAUUCCAGAUGAACCAGGAGCGAACUAGAUUGCUGAACAGAUUUCUGCCCCAUUUUUGCAUCCGUGGGUCUUGUUUGUAAAUCCUUUCCUGCUGACAGGAUGUAAACAAUGUUAAAUGCAUUAUGCUCGAAAGUCACAUCUUCCCUCAUAUGUCAUGCUCACUAUCUUCCCUGACAUAGUUUUGUUUCACAGCAUAUGAAUGGUGUGCAAGGAACAUUAUGUACAGUAUGUUCUUUUUAGGCAAUAAAGUACUGUAUAACUAUGUAGUAUUAUUACAGCCUUGAGGUAUUUUUGAAGCAUGGGAUUGAGCUCUAAUAGAUUAGUCUGUUUGAUGACUUCAGGAGUGCAGUUUUUGGUGACUUCUUACCUAUAGUGUGCAACUUUUCCCCUCCUUUAAACAGGCAGCACUGAUCACUUGGGCCCGAGUGAUUUGGUCUGUCAAACAUUCAGAAAUCAUGAAGAUGUACUUCUCAAAAUGGCGAAGAUCACGCUUUCUAAAAUUUAGCACAUCCUAUUCAUAUCAGUGUUAACCGGUUAUUCGUUUAUAGAAGCUGAAUAUUUAAAAUUACCAAAGCUUUCUGUUAACUUACAAAGUAAAAGGAAGAACGCUAUGUUUUUUCUAGUAUUGCUAUGCUAGCAUAGUUUAAAAAAAAAUACCAGAGAAAACAGAAUACAAUUGAGAAGUGGAUUAAUAUGUAACCAUAAUGAAAUUGUUUUAAUUGCAAACUUUGCCACUGCAACCCAUUUGCUCAAAAGCUAAGUUUCACUGUGUUAAAUGAGACUUACCUCUGAGUGAAGAAUUUUGGGUUUGUGCUGUUAAUUGUCUCUUCUGAAUAUGUUUUAAGAAUAUGCUUGUGGUUAUUUCAUUGAUAUACACCUUCCUCCCCAAGCAAGUGUCUAUCACAUAAGGAAAUGUUGUGUGUUAAACUUGAAAUGUACAAAAUACCUGGUGUACUUACUAAAUAUUUCAUUUUCCUCAACCAUUGUUUCUUUGGAAUAUGUUGCUAUUUUAUCUUUCACAUUAGGAGAUUAAUCAGGAUUGGAUAAUAUUCAGGAAAUGAAUAUUGGUUGAAAAGUAUUGUUAUUUCAAGCACUUUAGCAUACAUAUCACAGACUGAAGCGGGUUUGUUUUUCUCCAGGGUUUGGAUUAAAACGAAAUGCAGCUUUUCAUGCAAUGGUCUUUACAAAUAAAACUGUGAGAAU
Messenger RNA from Notechis scutatus (mainland tiger snake), 7622 nucleotides. It is a transcript of the gene DENND5B, whose product is annotated as DENN domain containing 5B. NCBI's taxonomy places the organism in Eukaryota, Metazoa, Chordata, Lepidosauria, Squamata, Elapidae. Gene Ontology annotation, molecular function: guanyl-nucleotide exchange factor activity; small GTPase binding. The record is from RefSeq and is a predicted model, not a curated record.